AUGAAACGCCGCCUGAUGGACCACAGCGGACAACAGUCACUGACAGAUGGGGCCACCCUCAGCUUGGCCAGCCCAGGGUCCACGGAGGAGAGUGUGGAAGUGUGCUGGCUGAGUCAAAAACAGCUGGAGAUUGAGCCAGUCAUGAAACGCCGCCUGAUGGACCACAGCAGACAACAGUCACUGACAGAUGGGGCCACCCUCAGCUUGGCCAGCCCAGGGUCCACGGAGGAGAGUGUGGAAGUGUGCUGGCUGAGUCAAAAACAGCUGGAGAUUGAGCCAGAACAUGUUCAUCACCCCGAGAGCUCCCUGUGCCCCUUCGUGGUCCGCUCCCUGCUGCCCAGCCGCCGCAGCCCGGCCUGUCCUCCUGCAGCUUUACCUUCUGUAGAAGCAUCUCCACGGAACCGUGCCAGGACUCAGCCCAGCGAAGUGAGAGCACCCUAUACCCACGUGCACCCCAUGCAGAGUGUGACCUGGGGACCUAGGCGGCUUCGAGCCCGUCAGCUGGAGCCCCGCAUUCAGGAAGCCGAGUUCAUCAAGGGGCAGCGGUGCCGGUUGUCCUUCGAGAUGAGCAGCCCCGGGAGCCCGGUACCCCCACUGGCUGGUCCCUACCACCCGUGGGCUGUGCUGUGUGGCCUCUGCCGGCCUCCUCCACAUCCCCGACCCGGCAUCCGCCAGGGCUUCAGCCGCCAGGUCUUCUUUGAGAAGAUGCCGGAGAUAAGGCGGUGCCGCCAAGAGCAGGAGGAAGAGCAGAGCCCUUGGGACAGCAGAGCCCCAGGCCCAUGCAGGGCGCAUCCGUGGCCGCGGCAGGAGCAGUGA
Myotis brandtii (Brandt's bat) is the source of this 816-nucleotide messenger RNA. It is a transcript of the gene FAM170B, whose product is annotated as family with sequence similarity 170, member B. Gene Ontology annotation, cellular component: acrosomal vesicle. Gene Ontology annotation, biological process: fertilization. The record is from RefSeq and is a predicted model, not a curated record. Lineage: Eukaryota; Metazoa; Chordata; Mammalia; Chiroptera; Vespertilionidae.